AUGGCACAUGUCUUUGAUCAGGAGUCACCUGAGGUCCAGGUCCUUGCCUACGUUAUCAGCCGCUUCGCGGUGCAUACCGAGGCCCAGGUGUUGCACCCAGCGGCUAUGCUGGAUCUCAGGGCUCAGCUUCGGUUUUUGGUUUCCGAGGGUCGGAAUGUGGAUGCAGCCAGGCUGUGGGCAUCAGCCCUCGAGAUCCAACAUUACCCUCCUCCCCCUCCACUGCUCGACGGAUUACCUGCAGGUCUGCCACCUAUCCGCACGGUCCCGUGUGUCGUCAUGGACUGUGCCCGGUGCGCCCAGAGCCGUGGAGGGUUCCAGCUGCCUUUUGUGGGUACAUUCACACAUGCAGCAGCGAUUGUCCGCCCAGGGAGUGACCCGGCUCAAGCGUGGAGUGCUUACCAUGCAUGCCGCUCCUAUUUGUCGCCGGGCGACAUCACGGCCCUUCAUUCGGGCCUUUGGCCUACCGACUUGCUGCCGAACCACCUCUACGCGCUCUUUUCUCGGGUGGCAGAACAGACCCACCCUCGGGCAGCCAGCUCAGCCGAGCUCUGGAUCGUUUUCCGACGGUGGCAAGCUGGGAGGAGGGUGUGGAUCGAGCCCGGAGUCGAGGUCCCUUCUUGGGAGGCUGCCCGGGAGGAUGAAAGAUCACGGGCGCAUAGGACCAUCUGGCUGUGGCUUGGGGCCGUGGCUUACGGGCCGGGACUAUUGCCAGCAGCCUGCCACAGCUGCGGGGUGCCAACGGUCUUCCGCUGUCGGCGGUGUGACGCAGCGGCUUGUGGAGACUGCCUGGACCGCUGCAUUCGGAGUGGACCUGGGGCUGUCUUCGGCGGUGGCGACCCGCCCGGUCUUGAGUCGCACUCCUGCUCUGCUUCUGCCGUUGCCCGGCCUUCGCGAUCAUCUUCCACGGCGGCAGGAGAUGGCGAUAGCCAGCCCGGCCCGUCUUCCGGACUCUUCGGGGAGGGUACCCCGGUAGAGGUCCGAGUGGAGGCUUGGCGCCGCGCCUUUGGCCUGGCCGACGACGAGGAGUUCGCCUACGUCUUUAUGUCGGCGGAAGAGGCACAGAGGCAAGCUGGAGCAGAAAUCGCAGCCAAAUGGCGCGAAGUCCGCGAGCGAGUGGACGAGGGCAAGGCUCUGGCUUUCGCACACGAGGCAGCCCAAGCCGGAGCGGCAGCGGCCGGCGAGACUCCAGAAGGUGGCUCCACGGCUCGGGGCUCGGGCAGCUCCCCUGCCCCGAAGAUCAAAGCUAUGCCCAAGGCCUUCAGGACCCCGCCGGCGCCGGACCCCACAGAGGCUGAGAACCAGGCGGUCUUCGACAAUUUGGCGGGCAGGCGGUCCCGGGAGGAAGAGUGGCUCCGCAUCUUGAGUGCAAUCGCACGCACGCUCUUGGCGGGCCACAACGUAUUACUCCACUGUUUGGCGGGCCGGCACAGAGCCGCGACUACCGGCGUCGCAUGCCGGGCGGUGUUGGCAGGCGAGACCCAGGAGGAGGCGAACCAGGCGAUCCUGAGGGUGAGACAGAUCGAGGUGGAUCGCGCUAUCCAGCAAGACCGCAGCCUGGGUUCGUGGUUGGCCGGGGCCGUGCGUAACACACGUGUCCCCCCAACACCUGUGCAGCCACGCGGAUAUAUCGCCACUGCGAGCUCGCACCUCCACCUCGAGUCCCCGGAGGAAGGCGUUCCUAUCUGCAAGCACAAGCAGGGUAUUGAGAGGCGCCGGUUGGCCAACCCGCAGCGCACGACUAGCAAGCUAGAGGCCAUCGGAUGGGAGCGACCCAUCUGCGAGGGCUGCUUUUCACGAGCAUCCUCCAAGUAUUUUCCGGUAUAG
Molecule: messenger RNA, 1824 nt
Organism: Symbiodinium sp. CCMP2592
Lineage: Eukaryota; Dinophyceae; Suessiales; Symbiodiniaceae
Source: the annotation of a GenBank genome assembly